Molecule: messenger RNA, 609 nt
Organism: Lithohypha guttulata
Lineage: Eukaryota; Fungi; Ascomycota; Eurotiomycetes; Chaetothyriales; Trichomeriaceae
Gene: MRPL6
Product: 54S ribosomal protein L6 mitochondrial
Exons: 3
Coding region: 1-609 (202 amino acids)
Biological process (GO): translation
Cellular component (GO): mitochondrial large ribosomal subunit; ribosome
Molecular function (GO): rRNA binding; structural constituent of ribosome
Source: RefSeq, a predicted model, not a curated record
AUGGCUCCAGUAGCCAUACCUCCCGAUGUUAACGUGCGUUUCUUCAAUCUCCCACGAGCGAACGCGUUAGGCCGUCAUAUAGACAGUCCCACGUCUGCCAUGGAAGUGGUAGGACCUCAAGGUCAACUGACUGUCAAAUUUCCUGCCUACAUUGUCACUCAAUAUGAUGAACCUGAUCGAAAAGUAACAAUCUCGGUUGCAGAUCCAGAAAUUAAACAUCAGAAGUCGAUGUGGGGCACAAUGCGAUCGCACGUACAAAACUCAGUUUCCGGGGUGUCUGAAGGUCACAUCUGCAUUCUCCGCCUAGUGGGUGUAGGCUACCGAGCUACAAUCGAGGACAAGGCCAUUACCAAGAAGCCCGAGUACGAGGGACAAAAGUUCGUGUCUUUGAAAUUGGGCUUUGCACACCCUGUUGAGCUUGGUGUACCGAAAGGUGUCAAAGCAACAGUACCGCAGCCUACAAGGAUACUGCUCGAAGGACCUGAGAAGCACGAUAUAACACAGUUCGCCGCAGACAUUCGCAAGUGGAGGCGACCUGAGCCGUACAAGGGGAAGGGUAUAUUUGUCAACGAUGAGACCAUAAGGCUGAAAGCUAAGAAGAUCAAAUGA